This is a messenger RNA of Durusdinium trenchii, 4051 nucleotides long. NCBI's taxonomy places the organism in Eukaryota, Dinophyceae, Suessiales, Symbiodiniaceae. The record is from the annotation of a GenBank genome assembly.
CAGAAAUCAAUCGCACGUGCAACAUGAUUGUCCACAGCCACUUUCGUCACGACCGUUCUUGAUGCCCACAGAACAUGUCCAAGAAAGUGAGAACGGACAUGCUCAAUGAAUGUCCUUUGAACACAUGUUUUUAGUUGUGCUGUGAACAUGGGUGGAGCUCAGCAGCGAGUACGUGUUGGAAUCAACACUGAAUCGCCAGCAAAAUUGAGACGAGUAGCCAUGGUGCAAGUGAGUAUGAGCCAGUUUGGGUUCGCCGAAGACUCAGCUGACAGAGAGCAAACAUGUGCGACUUGGCCGGACCUUUGCAGCCUUCUCCGGCCAACGAGGAUCUCAGAAUUGCGGCUGCUAUGCCUUACCUGUUUGCGCAUGAGUACUAUCAGAACCCAUGGUUGGGCCCCCAGCCCAGGCCAACUAUUGACAACUUUGGCCUUUUAAAGGGAUUCUGAGGUGGAAGAAGAUCAGCGGCAGCUUCAAAGCCAGUUGCUUGCCCAAGUCUCUGCAUUCUCCAAGUAUUCCAAACCAUGCUCCCAACAGAGUGUUCUCAAGCUCAGCUGGGGCGGCAGUCGAACAUGGAACUUGACCAACGUAUCCGACGGCUGAAUUGGCAGUUGGAAGAGGAGCGUCGGUUGUCCAGUUCUGACCUUCUGUCAAAUGCUUGUCGGCCAAGGUUGCACUUUUUGAGGGUGGCAUGAAGCAGCUGUCCUGGAAACUCCACUUCCUCCAAUGAGGCGAGGAGUCAGCGCUGACCCCGCGGCAGCGUGGGCUAGAGUAUUUUGGAGCUUUCGACUGCUUCGACCUGCGCUAACACUCCGCAGAGCGAGGCUUCGUGGGCUUAUUUGUUGCUUGUCUUAUGAUUUUCAUACAUGUUCAUUGAUAGCCGUGCAGAUCGUGCAGCUGAAAAUGCUGCGAAUGGUCAGGCGCUGAGUCACCGAGCAGAGGUUCGGUGGAAAGAGCUUGUGACGUUUCAUGCUGGUUGCUGUGACAUGGCCGACGCCUACCAUGCACGCGAACAGUCCGACAAGCCUACCGGGCGCUUUGCGGCAUCACCCAGCAAUCCAGUCAGUGUGCUUGUCAGGUCAAGUGUGCGUGCUUGUGCAGCAUAAAAUUUGCCGGCGGGCCUUUCGAUUCUGCCAUAUACAGGACGCGUACCAAAAGCUGAAGUUGGCUGGCCGCGUGUCAAAAAUGGUUUGUGCAAAAGUGCUGAUACAGUUGAGAAGAUCCGGUUUGUGGACUGCCUCGUUUUGGCAGAGUAACCUCGAUUUUCACAAGCUGGGAGAAUCGCAAACCGGAGUUUUCUCAUGUUCGGAUGGACACCUUGCAUACUGGAGCCACCCCCUAUAGCAGGGGAGCGGCGAUUGCUCCGAAUGUCUCUCACACCGAAUAGCGGGAGGCAGGGGUCUGGAGUCAUUAGCAGUUGUUUUCUUGAAACCGAUUGCAGCCCUCGAAGUUUGAGGAAGUUUAUCGCAAAGCACAUGCGGCAUUCCUGAGAGAGCAUCAGCGACGUCGAUGAUGGCAGUUUCUUUAGUUCCUGAUGUGGGUGACUGUCAACAGCGAGAGUGGGAUUUGCGUUGUUCAGCAUGUCCACUGGCCUCAAAGCUAUGGCCAACUGACCGAUCGGGGCCAUGUCGCCGCCGAUCGCUGACAAAGUAGCCAAAAAUAUCAGAAAUGUGUGCUGAUGGGUGCAAAGCCGGUUUGGAAUAAAUUUUUGGAAAGUCACGUGAUCGCUUUGCCAGCUGGAAUGUGGUGUGACCGCCUGCAGGUGGUGCUAGUGAUCAACGGCAUUGAUCGGUUGAUCAUGGAGCUCAAGCUGCCCCCGACAGAUGCCUAUCACAAGCUGAGAUAUUGCAUCGAGGACAUCAACGAGACGAUGGAGAAACUCUACGACUCGGUUGGCACGGAGGUGGACGACCGAGUCUACUUCUCCCCGUUGAGAGGGAACGCCGGGAAACCCAUGGGAACGGAGCGAAUGAUGUUCACCUUGGAGUCCUAUGCGGCGAUCUACGCCGAAACGCAUGGCUUCAGUUUUGACCAUCUCACCUUUGCCAAGUGCCUUUGGGGAGAUAUGUACUACAAUGCGGAGGACAACAAGUUCACGAAGACGCCUCCCGAUGCCGAACAGCCUCGGUCCUUCGUGCAGUUCGUGUUGGAGCCGAUCUAUAAGAUCUUCGCGCACUGUCUGGGUGAGGAGAAAGAUGAUUUGGCGCAAACCUUAGCAGAGGUGGGCAUCUACUUGCACAAGCGUGACUAUGAGUUGGAUGCGCGUUCCUUGAUCCGAAAGGUCUUUCUUCAGUACUUUGGCGCCGGUGGAGGCCUGCCAUCAUUUAUUGACAUGGUGGUGCGGCAUAUCCCCACUCCCAAGCAUGUUGUGCCCAGACAGGUGGAGAAGCUGUACUCCGGAGAUCAAGAUGGUGCUGUGGCGCAAGACAUGAAGAACCUGGACACCACAGGCUACUUGAUGCUGCAUGUCGUCAAGCAAUACCACCGGCCCGACUGCAAUGCCUUUGAUGUCUUCGGGCGUGUCCUGUCGGGCACCGUUUUUCGUGGAGAUCGCGUGAAGAUCUUAGGAGCGGAUCCCGGAGAGACCUACUCGCUGGAUGAUGACGAAGAUAUGGCCAUCAAGGAGAUUCAGAACCUUUGGAUCUUCGAGGGUCGCUAUCGUGUGGAAGUCAGCCACGUGCCAGCAGGCAACUGGGUCUUGAUCGGAGGCAUUGAGACCUGCAUCAAGAAGACGGCCACCAUCACCACAGCCUCCAACGAAGAGGAGGACGGACGCACCUUGCGGAAACGCCGAAACGGCCGCGUGGAGAUCUUCCGGCCGCUGCGCUUCCCCACCACGCCGGUGGGGAAGCCCGUGUUCGUGCUUCGGAGAGUGAUCAAGGUCGCCAUCGAGCCACUGCAGCCCGCCGAGCUGCCAAAGAUGGUGGAUGGGCUCAGGAAGAUCGACAAGGCAUAUCCUUUGUCCCGAACAAAGGUGGAAGAGAGCGGCGAGCAUGUACUCCUAGGCACCGGCGAGGUCUACCUGGACUGCGUGCUUCAUGACCUGCGUAGGCUGUAUGGCGAUUUGGAGAUCAAAGUGGCCGACCCUGUGGUGGAGUUCUGCGAGACGGAGACGAGCUCCCUGAAGUGCUUCGCGGAGACGCCAAACAAGAAGAACAAGAAGCUUUGGCACAAGAUCUACAUGGUCGCCGAGCCUUUGGAAAAAGGUCUUGGUGAAGAUAUCGAGAAGGGCAAGGUCAACAUCGAAUGGGACAAGCGCCGUCUCAGUGACUUCUUCACCAAGAACUACGAUUGGGAUCUGCUGGCGUCGCGCUCCGUGUGGGCCUUUGGCCCGGAGGUGAAUGGCCCCAACGUGCUGUUGGACGAUAGCUUACCCACAGAGGUGAACAAGAGCCUUCUGGCCCAAAGCAAAGACAGCUUAAUCCAAGGCUUCCAAUGGGCCACAAAGGAAGGACCUUUGUGCGAUGAGAAGAUCCGCAGCUGCAAGUUCAAGAUCCUCAAUGCGCAGCUGGCCGACGAUGUGGUGCUCCGGGGUGGUGGCUCCUCGGUCGCCUAUUCGGCCUUCCUUUUGGCCACGCCUCGCUUGAUGGAGCCCGUGAUGUUCUCGGACAUCGAGUGCCCGGCCGAUUGCGUGGCGGCCAUUUACAACGUCCUCUCCCGAAGGCGCGGCCAUGUGAUCCGCGAUCUACCCAAGCCUGGAAGCCCCAUGUACUCGGUGCAUGCCUACCUGCCAGCCAUGGAAUCCUUCGGCUUCGAAACGGACUUGAGAACGCACACCUCUGGUCAGGCGAUGUGCCAAACCUUCUUCGAUCACUGGGAGCAUGUGCCGGGUGAUCCCUUGGAUCGAUCGAUUCUGCUGCGUCCACUGGAACCAGCGCCAGCACCCCAUUUGGCGCGGGAGUUCAUGCUGAAGAUGCGGCGGCGGAAGGGUUUGAGCGAGGCGCGACUCGGGUGGUUUGGGCGCUCGGGCGGUUUGGGCGCUUGGGUAGCGAAGCCCACCCACGAAAAUGGCGGUGGACCUGUAUUGGAUUCACGGGCAACGCACCGGUUUUGA